This is a messenger RNA of Megalobrama amblycephala (Wuchang bream), 2108 nucleotides long. It is a transcript of the gene ifngr1l, whose product is annotated as growth differentiation factor 10b. Bases 512 to 1801 code for a protein of 429 amino acids. The transcript is spliced from 3 exons. The record is from RefSeq and is a predicted model, not a curated record. Gene Ontology annotation, molecular function: growth factor activity; cytokine activity. Gene Ontology annotation, biological process: BMP signaling pathway; SMAD protein signal transduction. Gene Ontology annotation, cellular component: extracellular region. Lineage: Eukaryota; Metazoa; Chordata; Actinopteri; Cypriniformes; Xenocyprididae.
AUGCUGUAAGCACUUGAAAUAUAAUGCAUUUCAGUCAAAAGUUAUGUUAUGACUAUUCUCAGCAUUUCUGAAUAAAAUCAAUCAAAACUUUGAAAUAUUGUAUGAGUAUGGGAAUUAUAAUGACAAAGGAAAGACAAAAACAAUAAUACCUCUGUCUAAUUCUUUGUUGCCUACUUAUCUCCAGCACGCAUUACAGUGUUUUUAAAUCCUACAAAGUGCAAACAGUGCAAUAUGAGAGCCGAACGCGGUGAGAAACACCUCCACGCGUGCAGCGCGAGCUGUAGAGAUGUGUGUUCAUGGUUUCAGAACGAUGCUUCUCGUUGGCUGCGCGCCGGGCACGUCAUCAUCAUCAUCUGUCAUCAUCGCUUCAGCUGCAGAAAGAAACAAGUGUAUGAGCGCGAGACAUCAUCCUCCACUCUAACAGUCCUUCUCACGCGGAGUUUCCCAGCAGUCUUCCACUUGCAUCUAGUUUGUUCAAUAUUAAAGGGAUUGCGCAGGAUCGAUUGUGAACAUGGCAUCAAUCUGUGCUGUGGCACACAUUUUUCUCUGUCUUAACGUCGUCAAAGUUUACUCGUCAGAGCUGAACGAAGAUGUUCCUGCAACAGAACCGUCAUUCCACAGUCCAGCUCGAGACAUGAUGACGGUUAAUAUGUACAGAGUUUAUGAUAAAUACAGCAAGAAACAUCAUCAUCAUCAUCAUCAACAACAGAAUGUCAACACAAUCCGCAGCUUCAGAGGAGUCCCAGAGCUCUCCCAUCACAAAGUUGUUUUCCACUUCAACCUGACCUCUAUCCCCGACUCGGAGAUGAUACUGACAUCAACGCUACACUUUCUUGACCAGCAAGCUCGUCAACGGCCUUGGGCCUGCCGGCGUUCCCGCGGAGCCACGUGCCGCCUCCAGUACCUUCAGUCGCUUACCACGGCACAACUUGUUAUUAAGGGAACAUCACCAAAUGCUGCCGUCCCCUCUCAGCUGUGCAACAUCACAUUGUCCCCUAACAGAAAGGGGCUUUGGCAGAUUGCGGACGUAUCAUCAGCCAUCAAACAAGCCCAUGUGAACGGCGAACUCUUGAUUACCGCGGAGUUUGACCACAGUCGUCAAGAUCGUUUGUCUCCUCACAGCCUGCCGUUCAUUCUUGUAUACGCUGAUGACGUCGCCAUAACAGAACCAAACAGCAUUGCUAUGAGUUUACAGAGAUACAGUCCAUCUCCUGUGGUUGAGGAGACCAGGACCAAAGUGCACACAGCUUCCUUAAGCUCCAGAAUCAGAAGGGAAGUGGAUCACUUGCAGAAUAACUUCCUUCCUGACGUCCAAUACAACGAUCUGAAGAGCAGGGAGAUAUGGGACAGUGCCUUUUUUGCAAAAAAGCCCAAGCCGUUGUCAAAAGGCGAGGAAAAUCACAAGGGAUUGAGAGGGUCGCAGGAACUCACCUUUGAUGAGAAGACCAUGAAAAAAGCGAGACGCAAGCAGUGGAGCGAACCGCGAGCGUGUGCGCGCCGUUACCUGAGGGUGGACUUCGCCGACAUCGGUUGGAGCGAAUGGAUAUUAGCUCCGAAAGCAUUUGAUGCCUACUAUUGUGCGGGAACCUGUGGAUUCCCCAUUCCAAAGGUUGUUCAUCCAUCCAAUCAUGCGACCAUCCAGAGUAUAGUGAGAGCCGUGGGGAUCGUGCCUGGAGUUCCAGAGCCGUGCUGCGUGCCUGACAAGAUGAGCUCUCUGGCUGUGCUCUUCCUGGACUCCAGCAGGAACAUGGUAGUGAAGGUCUAUCCCAGCAUGUCUGUGGAGACCUGUGCCUGUCGAUAAGGAUAGCAAGGCCGCUAAUGUGCAAAACACAAUGAACUCAGCUCAAGGGACUGCCGAAGCACGUCAGAUGACAAAAAAUGAACAUUUUAUCUCCGCAAAUAAGACCUCGACACCUCAAAUAAUAUUGGAUCUUUGCACACAAACAUUGUAUCCUCUUUCCACUCUUUCUUUUUGAAUGAAUUGUAUAUAAUCCUUAUUGUAUCAUAUAGUAAGCCAAACUGUUUUUGUUUUGAAACAAGUACAUGGCAAAUUUAAAAGAACAUAGCGAUUUAAAUGGAUUUCUGUAAAUAAAUCCGGUAACACUUUA